AUUAUUCCAGCAUCACGGCAGCAGGUUUCUGCUAAGUUUGGAGUUACUCGCGUCACAACUGUAUGCCUGCUUAAGGUGGUUAAAAACAGGGGCUCAGCAGCACAAGGAGUCUGCAUGUCCGCUUAGACAUGCUCAGCUUUGUGGAUACCCGGAUUCUGUUGCUGCUUGCAGUAACUUCAUACCUAGCAUCAUGUCAAUCGGGAAGAAUCAAGGGUCCCAGAGGAGAGAAAGGACCUCGAGGUGACAGGGGUCCUCAGGGCCCAAAUGGAAAGGAUGGCAAACCCGGACUCCCUGGUCCCCCUGGUCCCCCUGGUCCUCCUGGACUCGGAGGAGGAAACUUUGCUGCUCAGUAUGAUGGCGUUAAGGCUCCUGAUCCCGGCCCUGGACCCAUGGGCAUGAUGGGCGCUAGAGGACCACCCGGACCUCCUGGACCUCCUGGAUCUCAGGGACACACCGGACAUGCUGGUGAGCCCGGAGAGCCCGGACAGACUGGCCCUGUUGGUGCUCGUGGACCCCCUGGACCCCCUGGCAAAGCUGGUGAGGAUGGUAACAACGGAAGACCCGGCAAGCCUGGAGACAGAGGACCCCCUGGCACUCAGGGAGCUCGUGGAUUCCCCGGAACCCCUGGACUUCCUGGAAUGAAGGGACACAGAGGUUACACCGGUCUGGAUGGACGCAAGGGAGAGCCUGGUGCUGCUGGUGCCAAGGGUGAGAAUGGUGCCCCUGGUGCCGCUGGAAGUCCUGGACUGGCUGGUGCUCGUGGUCUGCCUGGUGAGAGAGGUCGCCCUGGCCCUGCUGGCCCUGCUGGUGCUCGUGGUGCUGAUGGCAACGUUGGACCCGCUGGCCCUGCUGGUCCUCUUGGUGCUGCUGGUCCCCCAGGUUUCCCCGGUGGUCCUGGACCUAAGGGAGAGAUUGGACCUGCUGGAGCCACUGGUCCCUCUGGACCUCAGGGAUCUAGAGGAGAGCCUGGUCCCAAUGGCGCUGUUGGACCUGUCGGUCCCGCUGGCAACCCUGGUGCUAAUGGUCUGGCUGGAGCCAAGGGAGCUGCUGGCACCCCUGGUGUUGCUGGAGCCCCUGGCUUCCCCGGACCAAGAGGAGGACCUGGACCCCAGGGACCUCAGGGUGCUGCUGGUCCUAGAGGCCUGGCUGGAGAUCCUGGUGCUGCUGGUAUUAAGGGAGAUGGUGGUGCCAAGGGAGAGCCUGGAGCCGCUGGACCUCAGGGACCCCCUGGACCUCAGGGUGAGGAGGGUAAGAGAGGACCCACUGGCGAGCCUGGUGCCACCGGCCCUGCUGGAAACCGUGGAGCCAGAGGAGCUCCCGGCACCCGUGGUCUGCCCGGCCCCGAGGGAAGAACUGGCCCUAUUGGCAUGCCCGGUGCCCGUGGUGCCACUGGCGGCAUGGGACCUCGUGGUCCCCCUGGAGAUGCUGGCCGUGCUGGCGAGUCUGGACUGACUGGUCCCAGAGGUCUCCCAGGAAGCCCCGGAAGCGCUGGACCCCCAGGAAAGGAGGGACCUGCUGGUCCUGCUGGUCAAGAUGGUCGCACUGGUCCUCCUGGCCCCACUGGACCUAGAGGCCAGCCUGGAAAUAUUGGCUUCCCUGGACCCAAGGGACCUGGUGGUGAGGCUGGCAAACCCGGAGAGAAGGGACCCACUGGACCCGCUGGACUGAGAGGAGCCCCUGGCCCUGAUGGUAACAAUGGAGCUGCUGGCCCUGUUGGAGCUGUUGGCAAUGCUGGUGAGAAGGGAGAGCAGGGAGCCGCUGGAGCUCCUGGCUUCCAGGGUCUGCCCGGCCCUGCUGGACCUGCUGGAGAGGCUGGCAAGCCUGGAGACAGAGGUAUCCCAGGAGACCAGGGACUUGCUGGACCUGCUGGUGUCAAGGGAGAGCGUGGUAACCCCGGUGCUGCCGGAUCUGUUGGACCUCAGGGACCCAUGGGAGCCCGUGGAGCCGCUGGAGCCCCUGGCCCCGAUGGUGGCAAGGGAGAGCCUGGCUCUGUUGGACCCGCUGGUGCUAAUGGACACCAGGGACCUGGUGGCAUGCCUGGUGAGCGUGGAACUGCUGGCCCCCCUGGACCCAAGGGAGAGAAGGGAGAGCCUGGACACAGAGGACCUGACGGCAACGCUGGAAGAGAUGGUGCCCGUGGCAUGCCUGGACCUGGUGGACCCCCUGGACCCUCUGGUGCCAAUGGUGACAAGGGAGAGACUGGCGCCUUCGGACCCGCUGGUCCCGCUGGACCUCGUGGAGCCCCUGGUGAGCGUGGAGAGGUUGGAUCUGCUGGAGCCCCCGGAUUCGCUGGACCCCCUGGUGCUGAUGGCCAGGCCGGAGCAAGAGGAGAGCGUGGACCUGCUGGUGGAAAGGGAGAUGUUGGCCCCGCUGGCCCUGCCGGACCCGCUGGACAAGCUGGACCUGCUGGUCCUGCUGGUCCCGCUGGACCCCCUGGCGCUCGUGGUGACACCGGCCCUUCUGGUCUGACUGGUUUCCCUGGUGCUGCUGGCAGAGUUGGUGCUGCUGGUCCCGCUGGUAUCGUUGGACCCCCUGGCCCAACUGGUCCCGCUGGAAAGGAUGGUCCUCGUGGUCCUCGUGGUGACUCUGGCCCCGCUGGAGUUAGUGGAGAGCCUGGUAUUGUUGGAGCCCCCGGCCUCGCUGGAGAUAAGGGACCCUCUGGAGAUUCUGGUCCUGCUGGUCCUCCUGGUACCCCUGGACCUCAGGGUCAGCUUGGAUCUCAGGGAUUUGUUGGUCUGCCUGGAGCUAGAGGAGAUCGUGGUGUGCCUGGUGGUGCUGGUGCUGUCGGUGAGCCUGGCAGACUCGGACCCGCUGGUGCCCCUGGAGCCCGUGGCCCCGCUGGCAACAUUGGCAUGCCUGGUAUGACCGGACCCCAGGGAGAGGCUGGACGUGAGGGUAGCCCUGGCAACGAUGGACCUCCUGGCCGUCCUGGUGCUGCUGGAUUCAAGGGAGACCGUGGUGAGCCUGGCUCUCCUGGUGCCAUGGGACUGGCUGGUGCCCCUGGACCUGCUGGACCUACUGGCGCUUCUGGCAGACCUGGAAACCGUGGAGAGGCUGGCCCAGGUGGACCUGCUGGAGCCGUUGGCCCUGCUGGAGCUAGAGGUGCCCCUGGACCUGCUGGAGCCCGUGGUGAGAAGGGAGUUGCUGGAGAUAAGGGAGAGAGAGGCAUGAAGGGUCUGCGUGGACACCCUGGUCUCCAGGGAAUGCCCGGACCCUCUGGACCUUCUGGUGACACUGGAGCUGCCGGACUCACUGGAUCUUCUGGACCCAGAGGACCUGCUGGACCCCACGGACCCCCUGGUAAGGAUGGCAGAGCUGGUGCCCAUGGUACUAUUGGUGCUCCUGGUGCUCGUGGACCCCCUGGAUACGUCGGACCAGCUGGUCCCCCUGGAGCUCCCGGUCUGCCUGGACCUCCCGGCCCCUCUGGUGGCGGAUAUGACAUCUCUGGCGGAUAUGAUGAGUACAGAGCUGAUCAGCCCGCCCUGAGAGCCAAGGACUACGAGGUUGAUGCCACCAUCAAGUCCCUCAACACUCAGAUUGAGAACCUGCUCACCCCUGAGGGAUCCAGGAAGAAUCCCGCCCGCACCUGCCGUGACAUCAAGCUCAGCCACCCUGACUGGACCAGCGGAUUCUACUGGAUCGACCCCAACCAGGGCUGCAUCAAUGAUGCUAUCAAGGUCUUCUGCGACUUCUCCACCCGUGAGACCUGCAUCUAUGCCCACCCCGAGAGCAUUGCCCGCAAGAACUGGUACAGAAGCGCCCAGAGUGCCAAGCACGUCUGGUUUGGAGAGACCAUCAACGGUGGUACUGAGUUUACCUACAACGACGAGACCAUCAGCCCCCAGAGCAUGGCCACCCAGCUGGCCUUCAUGCGCCUGCUGUCCAACCAGGCUAGCCAGAACAUCACCUACCACUGCAAGAACAGCGUUGCCUACAUGGAUGGUGAGAGCGGCAACCUGAAGAAGGCUGUGGUGCUCCAGGGCUCCAACGAUGUGGAGCUGAGAGCCGAGGGCAACAGCCGCUUCACCUUCACUGUGCUGGAGGAUGGCUGCACUAGACACACUGGUGAGUGGGGCAAGACAGUGAUGGAGUACAGAACGAAUAAACCAGCUCGCCUGCCCAUCCUUGACAUUGCACCUUUGGACAUUGGUGGAGCUAAUCAGGAGUUUGGUUUGGACAUUGGCCCAGUCUGUUUCAAAUAAAUAGACUCAUGAUAAAUUAACACCAAAAAGAGAGAAAGAAAGAAAAAAGAAAUAUCUGCCCUUCUUUCUGUGUUGUUUUUUAUACUGAAUGCUGAUUUCUCUCUGCACAUCCACUUGCUUAAGCUGGGCAACUAUCGGAAAGGACUGAACGGACUGAAUGGAGCGUUUGUGCAAUGCAAAUUAAUACAGCAACCCAAAGGGACGCGGGAAAACACCUUGUUGUGGGACAUCAUGUCAUCCUUUUGUAAAAAAUAAAAGAAGUGUAAUAAAAAUGCUGAAAGUAUGCAUCACUUUGUGGUCUUUGUAUAUCUUCCAAAGAGGAGGUUUAAAACCACAAUUUCCAUGAAAAAAAGGUUUAAACUACCUCAUGCCUGUACUUAGAGAAAAUACUAUUGACAAAACCUGGGUCCACAACCGAGAUGUUAUGAGUUUUAAUGCUUCAAGCUCUGUCCUGUAUCGGAAGGUGCUCCAUUACUUGAAGCAGAGAUCUAUGGUGCUAAUAUGCAGCUGUUGAACAAACCACUUUUUACUGUAUUACUUUGUAUUGACUUUUGAGGAGUCUUGCAUAGGUCCCCCCGAUACUCCCCCAUUUUAAGCAGGUGGAAUGAUCCUAAAUCUGAUGUCUGUCUGGUUUUGUUUUUUUGUUUUGUUUUUUGUUUUGUUUUGUUUAGAAGGUUUUUUUUGUUUUAUUUUGUUUUGUUCAGGCUUUUUACUCUUCAAUUCCCACACCCAGUGUUCAUACUGACAGCACAUAUCUCAUCCAAUUCUGAAUGGUUUUUUAGGCGGCCUCUCUCUCUUUCAAAAAAAACGACACCACAAAGUCUAUUGUACCUAUUUUGUAUAUGUGAGAUGUUUAAAUAAAUUGUGAAAAGUUCUGAAAUAAAGCAUGUCCAAUGUUCCAAAACACACUA
Messenger RNA from Myripristis murdjan (pinecone soldierfish), 5113 nucleotides. RefSeq names its product collagen, type I, alpha 2 (gene col1a2). The record is from RefSeq and is a predicted model, not a curated record. Bases 129 to 4202 code for a protein of 1357 amino acids. Gene Ontology annotation, molecular function: extracellular matrix structural constituent. Gene Ontology annotation, cellular component: extracellular matrix. NCBI's taxonomy places the organism in Eukaryota, Metazoa, Chordata, Actinopteri, Holocentriformes, Holocentridae. The transcript is spliced from 51 exons.